Messenger RNA from Cladophialophora immunda, 5981 nucleotides. RefSeq lists its product as uncharacterized. The transcript has 2 exons. Gene Ontology annotation, biological process: carbohydrate metabolic process. Bases 577 to 5556 code for a protein of 1659 amino acids. The record is from RefSeq and is a predicted model, not a curated record. NCBI's taxonomy places the organism in Eukaryota, Fungi, Ascomycota, Eurotiomycetes, Chaetothyriales, Herpotrichiellaceae.
ACUGCACCCGCUGGCUGCGCGGCAUCCCUCUCUGCACAGCUUUCAGCCCAAGUCCACCGCUUUUGCUUCCACCUUUUCUUCGUUGUGCUCUGCUCUUCCAGCGAAUGUUGUCUUGCCAAACAGAGAUGGUACCUAUGAGCGUUGCCAGCUUUGUUCUGAUUCACCUUAAUUGAUACUUGAAACUGUCUCAUUGAGAUCUUGUCCUGUCACAGCUACCUGCGCCCGCCGCACCCACCACGACCUCACCCAGCCUCACAAUUAUUCGCCUGCGACCAACGACCACUAACACCGCCAUCACCCGUUUGUGCCUUCACUGACUGACGAUCCCCUGCCUUUCAACCAAGAUCACAUUCGGCCGUCAUCGACGCUGCUGUUGACGAGGGUCCCAUCGGACAACCUCAAAAUCUUCGUUUUCUUAAAGAUCCCCGACCGAAGAUCCUCGCAACGACCCUCCUACACCAACCAUGACUGCUCCAAGGUUAUUUACAAGACCAUAGCCAGGACACAUCAAGGGCACAUGCGCAUCGACCCCUGCGUAUGUGCUCCAUGACCCAGCACACUUGAGGCCGCUUCAGGAUGGGCUUUUCGAGCCGACGCCCAAUUCUGCCUGCGCCCACAGACUCGUUGUUGGGAUCCGCCGACGAAGCUGGUCACGGCACGGAUCUUGGGACUGAUCUCUCUCGACGAAGCGAGAAGACCUCCGAGACGAUUCCUGACGACGGAAGCCCAAUCACCAUUACCCCAGCCCCCAAGCGCACGAUUGGAAAACUUGCAAAGUCCGGUCAACAGUCCCAAACCUCGCUGCUGAUUGAGUAUUUCGAAGGAGGCAAAACAUCCGACUCUGGACAGAGGCGACCCAGCUUACGGGUUCGCUACACACCAUCCCAUUCCCGGAAGAAUAGAGACAAGGGGGAACGUCACAUUCUGGUCACCGAAUCUCCAACGGCUAGGAGGCCUUCCUUCAGCCACCGCAUUUCGCUUGGGGGAAACGAGACUCUUGCGCCAAACGUCAUUGAAGGCAGCAUCAGCUCCUUGGAUACAGGCGACGAUUUCAGGCCGACCGUCCCCGUCGAAAUUGAAGUCUUACAGGCCGAAGACAGUGACAGGUCCGUCUUGAGUCCACCUCCCGAGACCAGGUCCAUUGUCCCAGAAUCCGAUAUUUCGUCUAUGCCAGCAGAGAGUUCCCUUGGACCCAAUCCACCUAUCAACAUGUCGCCUGCCAGCCAGAGUGUCAGCAUCACUCGAGGUAUGUCUUCUGAAGGAGCCUCGUUGAAACCACCUGUCAUUCCCGCCGAACGCAAUUUGAGCAAUGAGCGUAUCACGCAAAAAGUCAUCGAAAAGUUGAGCAACAAGCCACGAGUGUCGAGCAGCGGAAAGCGUCAGCAUAGUAGUCACAGUGGAAGCCGGAGCAGCGCGAGCAGAGAAGCGGAAUCUAUCCACACCGAACCGCGAAUUCGGGUCACAAAGAAUGUGGACGAUGAUUCCAUGCAUAGCAUCACCGGCUCCAGCAUUGUCAGUGGCUCUCAAGUGUCUGCAGACCUGCGGGCGACAGACCAACGAUCUGCCCGCUCAGGAACAUCAAACGUCUCAGUCACGAAUAACCCGAAACUGCUUCAAACGGUUGAAGAUGCCAUCCGAAGGCUUAUACUACCCGAGCUCAACGAAUUGCGUCGGGACCAGAAGCAUUCCCACCGGUCGCGGCACGAUAAAUAUAGUAAUCCUUCGGAUCUGUCGUCGAGUACUCUAUCACGAGAGGACAGGACGCGUCGCAGAUCAUCGGGAAGCAAAUCUAAGCGCCGAGUCAGUCGGGAGUCUGAAUCCGGUGUGCCCUCAGAUUCGUCUCGCCGUCAUAGACGUCACAAGACUGUCGACUACGAUUCACCUUCCGAGCACAGCUACGCGCCAUCCGAGUCUGUUGACAGCUUGGGCGAUGAGAAGAAGUCACGUAGGCACUCUAAAAGCCGCCGUGCUCGUGACGUUGCGGCCGGGGCUGUCGGAGCUGCAGCCCUGACUGCCGCCGCCCUGAAAUCGCAUGAUUCAGGGUCGAGUCUGGAGUAUUCGGAACACCGCCGACGGCGGAGGAGCAAAAGCCGCAGCAGCCGCAGCGCGAGUUAUACAGAGAAAGAGGAUGCUUUCCAGAAACAUCAAGUGCCACCCAUGCCCUUCGUUAGCGAAAUUGGUACCGACCUCACUCGGAGCUCGCUCAAAUCCUCAAAUGACGGACGCGCCGAGACACCAACCCGCCAUGAGGUGCGUGAAGUGAUACGCGGAUCUCCUUUUGACCUUUCCUCGCCAGCGUCCCAGGCGACGCCCACCUCUAAUGCUCUUGAUUUGAAAAGGGGACUUGGUACUCAUCAUGGUAACUUUUCGGAGCACGAUUUGUCGGCCCACGACUUGUCCUCCAAGAAAGAGGUGUUCGACGAGGGCACUUUUGACAAGUCACCUGAGCCAGAAGAGCUGGAUUUCGCUACCCAUGGAUUUGCGGCUCUCACAGAUCCAGAACGGGCUCGUCAAUAUGAGAGGAAUCUUCAUCAACAGCAUCCCAUUAGGCGGGGCCUCAGUCCAAUACAGAGCGUUGCCAGCUAUGCGACUACGGAACCCAAUCGCAACUCAUUAAUGCAGCCACGCAGCUCAGACUCUUUGCAUUCGCCGGGCAAACAUCCCCAUAUGGAUGACCAAGUCUCCGUCUCUUCCUUAUCAUCAGCGCCUAGCACUGACCUAGCCCGCUCGAGGCGACCUCAUGGAAUGAGUUUGGAGAGCCGGAGUGAGAUCAUGGCUCAACAUGUGAGGUCGCUCGAAAGCACUCCUCGCCAAGUGGAUCAACACGCUUUUGGUGACCAAGACCUCGAAGACGACGACUAUCAUGACUCACCAUAUAUCGACAAAGUCACUGCGGGCCAACAGGUUGUCGCUAGAGGCAUUGGGGCAACCGCGCAGUAUGUCGAUGAGCCGUCAGGUAUCGAAUCUGCUGUCGCCUCUCUAGUUGAGCCUUCCCUUCUGUCUGCCGAUUAUACAUAUUCACCUCGCCACAGUCAGGCAGACUCGCCUGGCGCUCGUGAGAUCGCGAGCCCUUCGCUAUCCCACCAUGAUUACGCGUCGAGGCACAGCAGCAGCCCCCUAAAACGGCAACUUUCAAACCAUAGCGAGAACGCACACGGGAUUGCUCCAGUACCAGCAACUUUGAUGUCGUCCCCCCCACAGAGUCCUGCUCGCUCACUUGAACACUUGGAGCAAGCUUCCGCCAAAUCAGCGCAGCCGGCACCUCUUGCUACCAGUAAUGUGCCCAGUGGCCCAGUCGAACGUUCACCCGAGUCAGACAUCACCACCAAUCCGUCUAUCAUCCGAGGUCCGAUUGGCGGCCUCACGCAGGGCAACACCGAGCAUUGGCCUUAUGAUCCGACACCUCCACACUCCCGAGCUAACCUGGUGCUUCCACCAGUGAGUCGCGAUAUUGGGUCAGCUGGGGCAGAUCUCAUUCCUGAAGCCUUGUCCAUCAACCGUGACCACGAUAUGGAUACAAAACGUGACCUCUAUGUACAGCCUCAGCCUUUGUCAACUCCGCUAGGGGCUAAAGAUGAAGGCUACGAAACUGGAGCGAAUGUACCAUCGCCAGGAUUGUAUUCCCAAGGCCGAGGAGUUCGAGACGACAGCUUUACACCCGAGCUUCCAAUCGAUAAUGCUCCUGUUGCAGACGAUCCCUUCACUACACAGCGAGAUCAGUAUGCCAGUGGACUGUCGCAUGGCAUGUCGCCCAUGUAUGAUAGUGCAACGGGCCGCGGCCGGGACAACAUCCAAUCCAAAGAUAUUGUGGCUCUUAUGGAUCAUCUCACAAUGCGUGACGCCCAACGAAAUGCAAGAGAUACGGAAAUUCUCGUGACGCUGGUUCGCAGUGCUGCAGAAAUGCGUAACUCGUUUGAAGAUAUGAAAAAAUUCAUCGCAGAGCAGGACGAUCUUAUCAUGGACACUGCUGAUAAACAACAUGAAAAAACGCAAAAGGUCAUUGGAGGCCCGCGACCACAACCCGCAGCUGCUCCUCGCCCGACGAUGUCAGCUACUUCGGAGGAAGACAUGCCAUUAAAGCGCCGCAAUGUUUUUCAACGUGCGCUUCGAGGACUUGGAGCUAAGAACUCACAAGAAUUGCAAAACAUUGAGGCAAUGUUGAUGCGACUUUUGGACGAGGUUGAGGCAUUGCGGGCCUCGCAGCCUCCUCCUGUUGCAAGAGAUCAGCCUAGAUCUACGAGCUUGACCUCUGCAGAUAACGCGCGGGCUCCUACAGACACAGGAUAUGAGCCAGAGGGUCAAGCAGGGACCUCAUCAACAGGUGAUCGUUCUGGAUUCUUUUCGAACAACUCCUCUCGCCAGGCAGACUAUCGCAACUAUAAUAUCCAUCGAGAUUCUGGAAACCGGGUGAGCACAGUCAUGGAAGGUGACGAAGAAUACGACGACUAUGGGAACCAUCUAGGCGGCUCUGCCGCCGGAAAUGCACAAGUCGUCAGCCACACGCCGCUGGACACGCCUCCAAGAAAUGAUGGACUUCGACAAGCCAGAGGAGGUUCGGUCCCUCUGAAUACUCCACCUCGGACGCAGGACCAACACACGGGAUCGCUAAGCCAUGAAAACACACCACACCUCUCUGCGGGAGACGCGUCUGGACGAAAGCACAAGUCUUUCGCAUCUUCCUUCAUUCCAAAAAUGGUCUCUCGGUGGUCCAAGACUACAGCAUCUUCUGCUGAUAAUUUCCGCGCAAGUCAACAACGCGUCAGACCCUACUCAGAGCACUCUCGGUCGGGCUCCAACCUCGGAGAAUACGACUUCGAACAUGACCCUCAGGGCCACGACCGCAUUCGGUCGAAUACUUCAUUCCAGCGAGAUCAGUACGAUGAUGCGGAGAACCGACCACCAUCUCCUUUGGUCCCAAGCCAGUUGACGGACAACCCCAAAUAUCAGGCUCACAGAAACAGCAUCAAUCUCCAGCAUCCACAACCUAGGCAAGGACCAACUGGCCGCUUCCAGUCUCGUCUGGAGUCGGAAGCACAGCACUACACCAAUGAACAAACUUCGCCGACGUCACAGACCUCAUCACAGUGGGAGACCCACUCGGGGCUGCAGCCGAAUCAUCACACGACUAUCGCUUACGGAGGGCACCUCAGUCCUAUAUCUGACUCACCCUAUUCUGCAGAGCCAGGCCAGCUACGUGAUGACAGGAGCAUUCGAUCUGGAAGCUCUCAUGGCCCGCCUCGGCCGCCAAAGGUUCCCAAUGACGAACCAUUGGUGCCUCAACGCCCACCCAAGAUCAUGAUGAGCCCUACAUCCUCGAACAGACAGCAGACCUAUGUCGAUCAUGUUGCUGCAGCACGGGCGGGAAGCCCAGCAUUUGACAAGUCUCCCGUCGCGGCACUGAGAUCGCCACAAAGCCAGGCGCGAAAGCCGUCAGGGCCGAGACCCCUUGCUGGAUCCGGUGGAUCGAAGGGCGAUCUGAAUGCCGUUAAGAGAACGAGAUUCAGGGGCAGCCCGAACCAGAUCGACAGCGAGGACGAGGCCACUACGGCCUAUUGAGUGUUAUGUUGGGUUUUUCGGCGGCAGUGGAGUUUCUUGAGCGCGCAAUGUGAGCGAUUGACACACGAAUGCAUAUUAGAGGCGCGUACUGGGACGGGUUUUCAUUUCAUGCCAAUGCCAAACUGCGGAACGACGAUUUCCGCCGCCAGGCUUAUUGGCAUUACAAAAGGUCUUGGUGUGUGCGUCCUGCCUGAGUGAAGGAGUUGGAAACGCGAGCUCGACAAUCCAGCGAUGUUGAUGACACACUGGGCAUUUACUUUUCAGACACCACAGACUGCAGCGGCAGUGACGGAGCUAGCACCUGAGCUGAGAUAUGAUACCAUACAAUUUGUUCGCGUCGGGCUGUGCCCUGAGCGAGAAAAAGAUACGUAAUGUCGAUAUAAGGAAAUCAAAAAAGGAGUUGGAGCUUUUCGCCUCGUGUUUUG